Vombatus ursinus (common wombat) is the source of this 845-nucleotide messenger RNA. Its product is annotated as leukocyte cell-derived chemotaxin-2-like. Bases 233 to 688 code for a protein of 151 amino acids. Lineage: Eukaryota; Metazoa; Chordata; Mammalia; Diprotodontia; Vombatidae. The transcript has 4 exons. The record is from RefSeq and is a predicted model, not a curated record.
UUUCCCUAUAAAUCUGCCAGCCCUCUCCAACACAUUCUUUGUUUCUCUUACUCUGUCUUUCAGACAUUUUCUUCAUCUUUCUCACUAAAAUAAUCCUUAAAAUAAGAGACAAUUAUACUUCUGAGACUAAAGUGGCUCAUCCUUAAACUUCAUCAAGUACCAUUGAGAGAGAGAGAGACCUAGAGAUUCUAACAACCUUAAGCAUCUGCACCAUCAGAGAAAGGGUGACCAGAUGCUUCCCAUCAAGGUACUCAUUUUUGUUGCCUCAAUUUCAACUGCAUUGGCAGGACCAUGGGGUACUAUGUGUGCUGGAAAAAAUGAAAAUACUAUCAGAGGCUGUGAUAAGUAUGGCUGUGGAAACUUUGGUGCUUCUAGAGGUCAAAGGAAACACACUGGGGUGGAUGUGACGUGCAAAGAUGGAUCAGUUGUGUAUGCCCCUUUCGAUGGAACAAUUGUGAGGCAGGCAAAACCUUAUAAAACAAAUAAUGCUAUUAAUAAUGGUGUUGAGAUAACUGCAACAGGUUAUUGUGUUAAAAUAUUCUACAUCAAGCCUAUUGAAUUAAAGGGUCCUAUCAAGAAGGGAGACAAACUUGGAAUUCUGUUACCCAUGCAGAAAGUUUAUCCUGGAAUAACAUCACAUUUGCAUAUUCAGAAUUGUGACUUGAGUGAUCCUACUUCAUAUCUAUGAAUAAAAAGAUGACAACUUACACUUUCACUUUUUAAAAAUGACCUUAAAAUUGCAAUCUGAUUAUCAUUUUAUUGUAUUCUUUAAUCUCUUUGCCUCAAAUUAUAUUUCUGAUGCCUAUUUUUCCAACAGAUACCUGAAAUAAACAAAGUCAAUGCAG